CUUCAUAAAAGUUGUACUUUUAUCCCAUUUUGUAUUCCUCUUUAAGUGAUUUUUAGGGCAUUAUCUUGUCGUGAUGAAGACUCAGAAAAUGCCUGGUGAAAUUCUAGAUCUAACCAAGAAGAAGAAAAAGAAGAUGAAGAAGCUGAGUAUGCUGGCUCCUGAUCAGCAGAGUAUCAUCCCUCCUGAUGAACAGCGUUGUUGUAGAACUGAUAAUGUAAAAUGGAGGUGCAAGAAUUUUAGAAUGAGGAGUUGUGGUGGUGCUGCUGCUGAUGAUAGUGGUGCUCUUGAUAAUAAAUAUUGUGAAAAACAUUGCAAUUAUUAUGUUGCAAUCCAAACUAAGAAGAAGCUUAAGAAGAAAAGUGUAGAUGAUGAAGCUGAUUUUUCUAGUAGUGAUAUAGAAACUAGGGAUUCAAAAUGCUUGAAAUGGCAGAGGAAGCGGCUAGCGGAGGAAGAUGACCGGACAGGAGUUCAACCACCUACUAAUCAUACCCGUGACUCUGAUAGAAAUAUAGAAGGUAGUUCUGCUAAAAUUGGGGCGAAGAGGAAAAAAGUCGAAAGAACGGAAACUUCUGGAGAACUAAAAUCAUUAGCAGAAAUUAGGGAGCCUGUGGUUGAACCGGAGAGUCUGGAUCUCAAGAAGAACAAAGUUGAGCUCACUGAACCCCGGAGUAAAUAUGCGGAGGAAGAAACUAGAAAGGCUGCUGCUGGAGAUGAGGAUGCAGCUGAAUAUUGGAGGAAUAAGUUUUCGGAUUUGCAGAGUCAAUUUCUAAUGAUGGAGAAAGAAAAUUCAACAAUGAGAUGUGUCAUUCCGAAUUUGGAGAGCCUAGUCCAGACGAUGGAAAAUAAAAAUUCAGCAAUGGCGAGGUGUGUAGAGUCUCGCAUUUCAAAGUUGGAGAGCCUAGUCCUGAGGAUGGAAAAUGAAAAUUCAACAAUGGGAUGUCUAGAGUCUCGCAUUUCAAAGUUGGAGAGGCUAGUCUUGAGGAUGGAAAAUGAAAAUUCAACAAUGGGAUGUCUAGAGUCUCGCAUUUCGAAGUUGGAGAGUCUAGUCUUGAGGAUGGAAAAUGAAAAUCCAACAGCUGCGGGAUGUCCAGAGUCUCGCAUUUCGAAGUUGGAGAGUCUAGUCCAGAGGAAUGGAAAGAAAAGUUCAAUACUGAGAUGUGCAGAGUUGCGUAAUUCUGAAAAGAUAAUUGAGCCUGAAGAGUGUUUGCAGAAUGAAGUUACUCAAAGUGGUGUAAACCCAAGAGAUGAAAACACCAGGAACGAACCUAAUGCUGAAACCAACAGUGGAGUGAGGGAGGAUUCUCAUGUGUACAAGUUGAACCCCGCAGAGAAUGUGCUGAAUGUGUACCACGCUAGCAUCAAUAAGCAUCAUGAGUCGGAGUCUGAAUAUGUGAACAUUUCUUCUGUAAGUUUACAUUUAUUAAAUUGGGGUGAUAAUGUUAAAGAAGGGAGGGGUUGGGGCUGUGUUGAGGAGAGACCAUCUCAACAUGGAUCAUCAUCUCAAGAUCAAUUGGGAAUGAGUAAGAAACCUUUUUUGAACUUGGUCUCGGAUAACGGUGGUGAAAGUCCCGGCGAAUCUGAAGAUUCUGAUAGUUCUGUUGAUCCGAAGAAUUCUCUUGGUGACCUUUUGGAUAUGAUGCCGAUAAAUAGCUGGAACAGUAACAAAGACCAAGAGAUUAAAUGGAAGUUUGAAGCUGAUAUGCUUUCUUCAUUUGAAGAGCAUCUUGAACUCUGUUUAAAAGCUGUUUGUGCUCUCUAUCGACAGCAUGUAUCUGAAGACGCAAUAUCAGCCAAGGGACUGUUCCAUUGCAGUGAUGCAUUCAGGGUUACUACUUUGGCCAAGUUCUUAAUGGAUAGGGACUGCAAAGGUGACCUAAAGAAGUCUGUAAAAGAGUUGGAGAUAUUUGAUUCUAAAGCGGUUGAAGACUGCAAGAGGCUGGCUAGAAGUUACUCAAAGCAGUUAUUCAGUAUCUACCAAAAGGGAAAAGAUCCUUAUUUCCUUCCCGCUACAACUGCCAGCCAUGGACAUCAAACCGCUAAGUGAUAGAUUGUUGUGUAAGUGGCCUUCACUUUUUUUCACUAGCCAUUGCAAUCUUGCAUCUCCAAUUAACCUCCUCAAAUGUUGUACAUAUAUGAAACUGAAAACUGGUUAGCAUACGUACAUUGGAUCUGUGUUGACUCUCCAAUGUUGCAUGUGAUAUUACAGUAGUCACACUUCAGGUUGUUUUAAUAGAUGUAAAUGGAGAAAAAACAACAACCCUUGUUUUAGCUCAUCGAACUGAUAAUGAAAUGCGUAAAAUCUAAUUACUGAAAUUAGAGCUAGAUUACGCCUUCUUUUUUUUUGGGUACUGUAAUGUCUCUUAAUUUUUGUCAAUAGAAAUUGUAACAAGGUUGUUGUGA
Molecule: messenger RNA, 2400 nt
Organism: Papaver somniferum (opium poppy)
Lineage: Eukaryota; Viridiplantae; Streptophyta; Magnoliopsida; Ranunculales; Papaveraceae
Exons: 3
Coding region: 74-2044 (656 amino acids)
Source: RefSeq, a predicted model, not a curated record